This is a messenger RNA of Penicillium brevicompactum, 1908 nucleotides long. Its product is annotated as alpha-L-arabinofuranosidase A. Bases 1 to 1908 code for a protein of 635 amino acids. The transcript is spliced from 8 exons. Gene Ontology annotation, molecular function: alpha-L-arabinofuranosidase activity. The record is from RefSeq and is a predicted model, not a curated record. Gene Ontology annotation, biological process: L-arabinose metabolic process. NCBI's taxonomy places the organism in Eukaryota, Fungi, Ascomycota, Eurotiomycetes, Eurotiales, Aspergillaceae.
AUGCUGCACAAGUAUCUCCUGUUGCCACUUCUGGCAUCCUAUGGUGCGGCCGUCACUAUCUCCGUAGCGAAGUCUGGCGGCAAUGCUACGUCAGGUCUACAGUAUGGUGCAAUGGAAGAGGAAAUCAACCACUGCGGCGAGGGAGGUCUCUAUGCCGAAUUGAUUCGCAACAGAGCUUUCCAAGGCAGUUCCAAGUUUCCUACUUCACUGGAUGCCUGGACUGCUGCUGGAGAUUCUUCGCUGUCCCUGAAGAACCUGACUGAUCCCCUGUCCACCGCUCUCCCGACCUCUGUCAACGUCAAGGGAAGUGGUACUGCGGGUCUCAUCAACGCAGGUUUCUGGGGCAUCGAUGUGCGCCCACAAAAGUACAGUGGAUCCUUUUACGUGAAGGGCUCCUACAGUGGCUCCUUCACUGCCUCCCUCCUGUCACCCAGUGGAAAGGUGCUUGCCACUACCAAGGUCAACUCAAAGAGCAAGGCAGACUCUUGGGUGCAGCACAGCUUCACUCUGACCCCCAAGGCCAAGAGCUCUGACAUCAAGAAUACCUUCUCACUGACUUUCGAUGGCUCCAAAGCAUCAAGUAACUCGCUGGACUUCAAUCUGAUUAGCUUGUUCCCACCUACAUGGAAUGACCGCCCCAACGGCAUGCGCAAAGACUUGAUGCAGGCCAUGAAGGACAUGGGUCCCACUUUCCUUCGUUUCCCCGGAGGCAACAACCUUGAGGGUGACACCAUCGAGGGCCGCUGGAAGUGGAACGAGACGAUCGGACCUCUCAAGGACCGCCCUGGUCGUGCCACCACCUGGCAAUACCAGGAAACCCUUGGACUUGGCUUGAUUGAAUACAUGGAGUGGUGUGACGAUCUCAACAUGGAACCUAUCCUCGCCGUCUGGGGCGGUCUUGCUCUUAACGGUGACUUGGUCCCUGAGUCUGAGCUUGACUUCUACGUGCAGGAUGCACUCAACGAAAUCGAGUUCUUGACUGGAUCUGUGGACACCGAGUAUGGCGCUUUGCGUGCCAAGGUUGGCCACCCAGAACCUUGGAAGAUCAACUACGUUGAGGUUGGCAACGAGGACAACCUUAACAGCGGUUUGGAAUCAUACAAGGCGUACCGGUUCCCAGCAUUCUAUAAGGCUAUCACAGCCAAGUACCCCGACAUCCAGGUGUUGGCUUCGACCAUCGACAUGACUAUCCCUGGAACCGCCGGUGGUGAUUAUCACCUCUAUGACACCCCGGAUAACUUCAUCACCAAGUUCAAUAUGUUCGAUAGCUACUCGAAGGAGCACCCGAUCUUGCUUGGCGAGAUUGCUGCCACUGAGCCAAACAACGGAGUUGGCAUUGACUGGUCCAACACCCAUUUCUCCCUCUACCCGUGGUGGAUCGGUUCUGUGGCCGAGGCUGUCCUGCUUUUGGGCGCAGAACGUAACGCUGACAAGAUCAUCGGAACGACCUAUGCUCCUUUUUUGAUGAACAAGGACAGCUACCAGUGGUCUCCGACCAUUCUCUCCUUCAACUCCAACCCUGAUCAAACAGCGCGCUCCACCAGUUUCCACAUCUACAGCCUGUUCAACCACAAUAUCAUGACCGACACCCUUCCAUCCACCUCCCCCGACUCUUUCGGUCCCCUGUACUACGCGACUGGCCUGGACAGCAAGACCAACUCGCACAUUUUUAAGGGAGCGGUCUACAACAGUACCGCCGACGUGCCUGUGUCGCUGACAUUCGAGGGUGUCGGCCGUGGCACCAAGGCUGACUUGACUAUCUUGACUGCCCCUGACGCCUUCAGCAUGAAUGCCGUGGGUGGAUCCAACCUUGUGAAGAGCAAGACUACUCAGAUAAAGGCUGGCAAGAAGGGCGAAUUCAGCUUCAAGUUGCCCAAUCUGAGUGUUGCUGUGCUUUCCACCAAUUAG